GUACAAGGAGGCUCCCAAGGGUUUGCAGCUCCAGGCUGCUGGACGUUUCUCGACAGCUCCGGGGAGGUCCGGCAGAGCCGAGCGGGGCCAGCUGGACAUGCUGACCUAGAGCCGGGCUGGCCCCGGCCCCGCUGCCGGCUCACGGAAUCGCGGCGUGUUCCGGGCUGGAAGGGACCCACGAGGAUCAUCGGCCCAGCCCCUGUGUCCCUGCACAGCAGCCACCCCCGCGAUGGAGCCGGCUCCGGAGGUGAAGAGGAAUAGUUUCCCCAGCAUGAACGUUGAAGCAGAGAUUCUGACAACAACACACGAUAAUUCAGAGCUCUACACGAUCCCUUCCAUGAGAAGCCUCACAGCUGAGGAGUAUGUGGAGGCCUUUAAGUCAUUCUUGGAUCACUCAACAGAGCACCAGUGCAUGGAUGAGUUCAACAAGGAUCAAAUGCCCAACAUCGUGGCUGGUCUGGGCACUGGAAAAUCGACCCUCAGCGUUCUGGGAGUUGGGAGUGGCACAGGUGAGCAGGAUUUGAAAAUGAUCAGGAUACUGCAGGCUGUGCACCCAGGGGUCUUUAUUGACAAUGAGAUUGUGGAGCCCAACCCACAGCAUGUGGCAGCUUACAAAGAGCUGGUGAAUCAAGCUCCAGACCUGCAGAAUGUUUCUUUUAUUUGGCACCAGCUCACUUCCUUGGAGUAUGAACAGCAGGUGAAGGAGAGAGGCACGCAUAAGAAAUUUGACUUCAUCCAUAUGAUCCAGAUGCUGUACCGUGUGGAGGAUAUUCCCAGUACUAUCAAGUUUUUUCACAGCUGCCUUGACCAUCAUGGUAAACUCCUGAUCAUAAUUUUAUCAGACAGCAGCGGCUGGGCCAGCCUGUGGAAGAAGCACAGGGACUGCCUGCCCGCCACCGACAGCGGCCACUACAUCACCUGCAGCGGCAUCACGGAGGUGCUGCGGGGGCUCGGCGUGCAGCACCGCGUCUACGAGCUCCCGUCGGGCUGGGACAUCACCGAGUGCUUCGUCGAGGGGGACGCGGUCGGCGGCCGCAUGAUGGAUUUCCUGACGGGGACAAAAAACUUCCUGGGCACGGCCCCGCCGGCGCUGCGGCAGCGGCUGCGGGAGGCUCUGUGCCAGCCCGAGUGCAGCAGCAUCAGGGACGGCAGGGUCAUCUUCAGCAACAACCUCAGCAUGAUCGUCGCGGAGUCCUAGAGCCCGGAGCCUGCCUGGACUGGUUUAACACCGUGCAUCCUGCUGUGCUUUCACUGAGAUUCCCACCUGUCUGAGCAGCCAGCAUGUUUGCACACCUACGGACGAGUCUGCACGGCCUUGGCAGCUGGGAGGAGGUGGCAGCCCCUGUGCUGGCCGGGCACAGACCCGCUGCUGCCACGUGUGCCAGUGGUGCCUUCUGUCCCACCUGGGUCGCCAGAAACUGAUGCCUUGUGAAGGCUGACCUAGAACAGAGACCAGAUGGAGCUAAAGAAUAAAGUAGGGAUUUAUUAGGAGGCCUCAAUGGAUGGGCAGCACAAGAGCCCAGCCAGGGCUGCACCCAAGGUGAACCCGAAAUGGUCACAAAAUGGACGAUCAGUCACGGGGUCUCACACUUUUAUAAGUUUUGAUCUAUUAGCAUAUUAAUUGUCCAAUUACAGCUUUAGCUUAUGAAGUCCCAUCCUUCUUGUUUUUCUCUCUUCAGUCCACAUUGUUCAUGCUCUUGGGCCUGAGAUCUGGAUCAUUUGUCCCCAGCUAGAGAAGGAAUUGUUUUGUCUGCCUACUCUAUGAAGAGAGCUUACUGUCCCCUAGUAUGAAGAUCAAAAGUACACACUAAA
Molecule: messenger RNA, 1812 nt
Organism: Vidua chalybeata
Lineage: Eukaryota; Metazoa; Chordata; Aves; Passeriformes; Viduidae
Product: carnosine N-methyltransferase 2-like
Exons: 9
Coding region: 230-1198 (322 amino acids)
Molecular function (GO): N-methyltransferase activity
Source: RefSeq, a predicted model, not a curated record